Rhododendron vialii is the source of this 420-nucleotide messenger RNA. RefSeq lists its product as uncharacterized. The record is from RefSeq and is a predicted model, not a curated record. The transcript has a single exon. Lineage: Eukaryota; Viridiplantae; Streptophyta; Magnoliopsida; Ericales; Ericaceae. The coding region runs from base 1 to 420 and encodes 139 amino acids.
AUGGGUAUGGAAAGUAGUGAUCAAGUAGUCAUUCACUCCUCCAUUGCGCUGUUGCAGGAGCGGUUCAAGAGAUUGAGGAGGGUGAAGGAGAUGAGACAGAGGAAGGAAAUGCUGAGAAAGUUAUGGGAAUCUGAAAAUUAUAGCAACCAUUCCAGUAAUAAUCCUACUGAAACUACCCAUUUUAAGCCAUCAACCAAGUGUUUUUUUGAAAAAGAUCAAACAGUACUAAACCCUCCACCGAGGCAUUCGGUUUCUCUGUCCCUCUGGCCUAGCUCAGAAAUCAAACACAACAGCUUCAGGGGAGUUGAUAUCAAACCAGAAUUGGUGAAAUCGUGGCUCACUGAUAAGCCCUCGUUGCGCGCCCCGCCGAGCAGAUUCAAGGGCUCGGAUUCUGAAGUUGAUACCUCUCUUCAUCUUUAG